Molecule: messenger RNA, 1371 nt
Organism: Lizanozyma spartinae
Lineage: Eukaryota; Fungi; Ascomycota; Pichiomycetes; Serinales; Debaryomycetaceae
Gene: TRM5
Product: tRNA (guanine) methyltransferase
Exons: 1
Coding region: 1-1371 (456 amino acids)
Biological process (GO): tRNA N1-guanine methylation; mitochondrial tRNA methylation
Cellular component (GO): mitochondrial matrix; cytoplasm
Source: RefSeq, a predicted model, not a curated record
AUGAGCAAAUUCGCACCACCCGUUAACCGGGAAAUGAAAGUGUUGGAUAAACUGUUCUUUGAUAAGCAAGUCCCAUUGGUAGUAGUCAAGUUUACCGAUUCCAAACACAUAGCAUCCUUUAAUAAACGGUGUAAGAAGGAUGUUUUAACUGUUCCGUAUGUGAAACACAUUGUUUAUCUUGAGAACGGGAUCAAAGGAGUUCUUCUCCGAGACGACAUUGACUCUGUGGAGGGUUAUCAAGACAAGCUCAAUGAAGAUACUGUAGCAGCCAUUAAAGAGUAUGGUGCUCAAGUGGAACCAUAUCAAUUGAAGUUGACAUAUGAUUUCUGGAAGGCUGACGACAUUCUUAAAGCAGUAAUCCCAGAAGAGUUACAAGAUGAACUUCCCACAGGGUUUGCACAAGCAGGACAUUUGGCCCAUUUCAAUCUUAAACGAGAAUUCAAGCCUUAUGGUGAGCUUAUAGGCCAAAUUAUAUUGGACAAGAACCCUAAAGUUGAGACCGUAGUAGAUAAACUUGAUUCCAUUGAUACCAAGUUCAGAACAUUUGAAAUGAAGGUAUUGGCAGGUAGGCCAGAUAUGAUGGUGGAACAACAAGAGUGUGGAUGUAAAUUUAAGUUUGAUUUCAGUAAGGUGUACUGGAAUUCGCGGUUGAAUACUGAACACGAAAGGUUGGUGAAGGAGUUCCCUGCUGGAGAAGUUGUAGCUGAUGUUUUCGCUGGAGUGGGGCCAUUUGCCGUACCAGCUGGUAAGAAACGGGCCUUGGUGCUAGCCAAUGAUUUGAACCCUGAAUCGUUCAAGUACUUGAAGGAGAACAUUGAGUUGAACAAAGUUGGUGAUGUGGUGAAACCAUUUGAAUUGGACGGAAGAGAGUUCAUCAAAAAGAGCCCCCAACUUCUUUUGGAUUGGGCAUCCAAAGACCAAGUCAUUGAACGAAGUAAAGUCGUCAAAAGAAGAAAAUUAGACCCCAUAACCAAUGAAAAUAUAACCGUUAAAGAAACUUCCAUAACCAGAACCACGGUGCCCAAAUAUAUUUCCCAAUACGUGAUGAACUUACCUGCUUCAGCACUUGAGUUUCUUAACGAAUUCAUUGGUCUUUACAGUCAAGUGGAAGACACGGUUAAGGCUGAUUCUCACUUCAAACUCCCCAUAAUCAACGUCCAUUGCUUUGAAAAGUACUCGAGAGACGAAGUUCCAGAACCAUCAAUGGACCAAUUGGAAAGGAGAGUCCAUAAAAGAAUAUGCACUAUCAUGGAGUAUCCUAUUGCCUUUGAAGAGUGUCAUUUUCAUGUGGUGAGAUACGUUGCUCCUACCAAACCCAUGUUCUGCGUGAGCUUUGUCUUACCAGAAGCCGUAGCCUUUAAAAAGAGCUAA